CAUAUAAAAUAUUUUCAUUAUGUCUAAAUAUAAUAUCAUUUUAAAAAAUAAUUUUUAAUUUUUAGAAAUAAUUUAUAAAACAUUUAUUUCAAAGUAAGUUUCUAUUUUAUAUUACAUAGAGUGUCUAAUUAGAAGAAUGUCUAAACACUUUCUUUAUUUAGGACUUCAGGCUUUUUUCGGAAGCAUUCGAAAAUCACUUUGAAGCUGAGACCCGUGUUUUGACACCUUUAAGACGCGUGAAACGACGAAAUUCUAUGAAACACGCGCGUCCUGCUUUGCUUUCCCGCGGAACCUUUUGGAAGAUCCCAUUCGAAGUGGGGAUGCACGUGCCGCGGCUUUUGUUAUCGAGAUUGUUGUAAUGUCGAAGCUUUAGGCGCGUGCAUGAGGAUCGUGCAUCUGCGCACGCGUGACCGUGUUGCUCGCAACCACGAGGGGGGAUAACAUGGCGGUACUCGAUCGCCGUUAGUCGAUGUACAGACGCCGGUAGAUUUGGAUCAUUCUUCUGAAUCAAAUGAAAUAAAUAGUGAUUAUGAUUGAAAAUUCACGAACAUUCUAUAUUGUCAUUAUUUGUACAAAUUAUGAUAUGAUUUAAUAUUCAUUGUUUUAUCUGAACAAUUCGCGAGUGUCGAUUGUAAAAACUCACUGCACGCGUUAAGUGACAUUUAUAAGAGUUUACUCUGACAUCAUUCGAAAACGCGAUUUAAGACUCUGUUGCCAAGUAAGUUCAAUCACUAUAUUGCGAAAGUGAUUUUGUAAUCGGUUGCCGUUUGAACUGUUUCAAUUUUAAAGUGAUUGACAGCAAAAACGAAGAAGGCGGUGAAUCUUGUCAACCAUUUGAAUCUGUUUUGAAACUCUUGGGACUGCAUUAUAAAGAUAUUCUCUAAAUAGAUUUUAUUAUAAAAUGGCUCCGACUAUUUACUUGUCGGAGAUACCUGUUGUAAGAACAUCUACAAUCCCAUGUUCACGACGAAGACAAAGGAUUCAUAAUGGAGCUGUUGCAAAACAACAAAGGCUAGAAAUUAGACGAUUAGAAACGAAUGAGUCUUCACGCGAUAAUGGAUCUUUGACACCACCGGAAAAUUCUCUUUGGGAAUCAGAAAAUUCCAAUGACUCCUGUGAUCCGACAAUCGUUAGUUCUUCCUUUCCAAAUGUUUCUGCUAGAGUUCCAGUGGACACAAAGGAACAUUGGAAAGUGUUUCUAGCGAGACGAAAAGGUCUUCUAGACAUUGUCGUACGUACUAUGGCUCUGAUACGACGAAACAACAUUCUUCAAGAAAGAGUAAACGCCCUGCGCGCAGAGACUCGAGACUUUAUUCAUUCAGUAUUGAACAAUCCCGAAAACAAGUGUAUACAACAGAGAUUGGAUAUUAUUGACUGCAAGGAAACGGAUGUGACCUCGUCGACGGAGAAAACUAUACCAAGACCAUCGCUUCCGCCUACACCAAACUCGAUAAAUUCCUCGUCAAACGACGUCACGUCAACCUGUAGUAACAACGAAAACGACUCUGAACAAUCUGACAUCGAAUCGUAAUGUUUGAGAAUCAUGCGCAAGAAAAAGAGGUAAUUCGUAAACGAAAUCGAAAAGAAUAAAACGAUUUGAGUCAUUUGAUCGUUUUACGUAGAAUAAUGAUGCGAUCGAUUCUUAGUUGAACGAAACAGAAUAAGAAUGCUAUUGGAAAGAAGAUUGAAAUGAUGCAGAUGAAGUUUAAUUGAUAGAUUUCUUAGAAUGUAUUGUCUUCAUCAAUUCGUUACAGGAAUUAUUAAUGAUAUUGAAGAUUUUAAAUAAAAUUUCAUGACUCUAUCUGUAAGAUAGUAAAAUCAAUAAUAUAAUUUUUAAGUUUUUGAUUUAAAAUUUGUUCUUUAAUAUCAUUAAAAUUUCUUACGAUUUAAAUUGAUCAAUAUAAUGUAUUAUCUUUUAUUUAUUUUUUUUAUUAUUAUUUUUAAAAUUUAUCGUAUUAUUUAAAUAGUUUGUAAAAAUUUCGUUUUAUGAAUUAUUUCUAUAUAAUAUUUUAAUCGUAAAAAAUAAUCCAAAUAAUAAAAAAAUGACAAAAAAGAAACCAUUUUCUUAUUAGAAAAUAUAAAUAAAAUAUAAAUAUAGAUAGUAACUCAAAAAUAACAUAAUUUUAAUGUGGAGCAAUCAUAUUUCAUAUAAUAUAAAUUUUUAAUAAUAAAUACCCAAAUAAAAUGAUUAUUUUUAAUUUUAUAAAUAAAAUAAGUAUUUAAAGAUAAAUUCAAUUAUAAUCUUCAUUAAUUUUUAAUAAUGCACAUUUAUCAAAAAUUUUACCGAAGAAUAAAGACUACUUAUAUUACAAAUUAAAAUUUAGAAAUUAAUAAAACUCUUCAGUCUAUAAAUCAUUUGUAAUCAAGAAAAGAUUGUGUGGAAUUGCACUAUAAUGUAUAAUAUAAAGAACUUGAAAUUAUUCUAUUUGACAAAGAUUAUCGAAUUCUCCAAAAGUAUAUCAUCUAAUCUUUACAUAAUAGUUGUAAAAAAACUUGCAUUAUCAAUGAAAAACUUUCUAUAUAGUUUCUUUUAAAAACUAAAAGAUGUUUUAAUUAUUAAAUACAAAAUGGAUCACAUAAAUGCAAUAUUUUUAAUAAUGGUAGAAAGAAAAUAUUCACUAUAUUUUUAGUAAAAGAAGUUUGCAUGUCAAUGAAGUAGCUAUUCAGAAAAAUUAUAAAGUAAGUAUAACGUUAGAAGAUCAACAGUAUAAAAUAAUUUGUAGUCAUAUAACAUAGAAUUAUUUAAAAUACAAUUAUUUAAAAUAUUUAAAUACUUAUUAACAUUGCUAUAAGACUUUCAGAAAUAAAAUUGCAGGAUUGCUUCACACUCGAGUUUAGUAUCCGAAUUUUAGAAGCAAAGCUUAUCUCUAAAAAGAAAAAAAAUUGCCUGCAAAUUUGUGGCUGUGAAAUUUGUAUUUGACUUGUAACUCUGCCUCUUUCUCUCGUUUUGCGAUAUAAGAAUUUUGUGAUUAAUUGAAUUAGUUUUAAACAAAAUGGUGGUAUUGUCUUAAGAUGAUCGAAUGAUUUUUGAUUAAUGAAUAUACUUCUAUCAAAUCUAUCAGCAUCGCGUAGAAUUAAACGAUAAAAACUUUUCAUUCUAAAUAAUAUAGAUUUUUUAAAAUAUUUCAUAUUCGACAUAAUCUUAAUACUUUAUCAAGAGAAUAAAGUAUUUUCGGACUAAAUAUAUCAUAAAAUAAACGUCCAUUUUUAUCUUAUUUCAGUUAAUAUUAUAUAAAUACAUAAUGUUCAAGAGAUAGAAACUUAUUAUAAUAAAUAUCAUUUUAUAAAAAUUAAUAAUAUAAUCAAAGAAACAUAAAUAAUAAAAUUCAAGAAAAAUUUUCUUAACUCAUAUUCUGUUUACAUUAAUAAAACAAUAAGCACAAUCUAAAGACAAAUAUAUAUUAAUCUGCAUGUUAUAUAUUUUUACAUAAUCUCUUUCUAAAUAUAAAAAGGAUUAUAAAAACAACAAGAAAUAAAAAUUUAGUAUUACUUUUUUAAAAGAGGUUCUGCAAAUAUAGUUUUCAAUUAGUGAACCUCCUUAUUUAUCAAUCGUGAGUGAUAUAUAUAUAUAUAUUUCAUAAGAAGAACCAAAUUUAAAAGCAAUGCUAAUUCUGUUAAUGUGAAGAAAAAAUUGUGAUCGUGUAUUCAUAUUUCAAAAAUAUAGUUUACAAAAUUUCAUACUGAAUUAUAUAUAUAAUGAUCAUUAUUAUAAAUUCUUUCAAUUCAAAAUUAUUUUUUUAACAUUUACAUAUUAUCAUAAAUAUUUCAUUAUAGAUAUGUUUUAAGUUCCCCGUUUCCACUAAAAUCUAUUAAUUAGUAUUACUAAAGUAAUGACAGAAUUAAAUAUCUUAUUCGCGAGAUAUAUUGCAACAAUCGCAAAUUAUUAUUAUCUUUGCGCUAAUGAUUAUAAAAUUUUAGAUUAUCAGAAUAUAUUUCAAAAAAAAUUCUAUUUAAUUAUUUAUAAACAAUGUGUAUGUAUGUUCAAAAAUAUUAAAAAAAUAACUAAAAAUAAUUAUAAAAAAAAUUUUAUUCAUCACAAUAAUUUUUUUUAAUAUUUUUAAAAUAUAAAAAUACAUUGUUGCAAUCUUCCAAAUUUUUGUUAUGCUUUUAUCGCUUUAAAAAAUUCUUUAAUUUAAAAAAAUAUAUAUAUUUAUUUUUAGGAUAAAGUAGAAAUAAAAAAACACAUAUAUUAAUAAUAGAAUGAAUUCCAGAAAUGACUGUAUCAAAAGUUCUUAAUUUAGCUUCUUUUUUCUCUUAGUAGGAUGUAUAAUUUUAUUACUUUUAUUAUUAUUUAAACAAUCAAACACGUUUGCCAAGAAUUAAACGUAACAAUUUAUCGAUUUGAAAUAUCGACAAAAAAAUGAUUUUUAAUGAAUCUCAAAAUGAAAUAGACUUAGAUAUUUGAUUCGAUUUUGAUUAAUACUUACAAUGAAUAACAGAAAUGGGAUUUAUAAUUGUUAAAAAAAUAUUUUUCACAAUCCUGUAAAGAAAUUGGUUUCAGUUUAUAAAGAGCAAUUCGAACAAAUACAAACAAAUGCGUAUUAUUAUAUUUUUUUCGUUGUUUAAUAUAUGAUAUAUAUAUUAUAUAUAUUAAUCCUUUCAUUCCUAAAUUAUUUGUAUUUAAUUUCUAUUUCUAAUAAACAUUAUUAUUUAAUGUAAAUAAAUAAAUGUUUCAUAUGAAAUAUUAAAUAUUUUAAAUAAAAAUUAGAUAUUCGCUCCUGCUGAUUUCGUUUUUUAAUAAUAUUAAAUAUGAUCAUAUGGGAAGCUCAUAUGGGAUCAUAAAACUCAUAUGGGAAAGAAAGGAUUAUAUAAUAUUUUAUAUAUAUAUUAUAUAUAAAUUUAUAUGAAAUUAGUAAAAAUUAUAUGGAAUUAAUUUGAAAAUUAUAAAUAAUAUAGUACUAAUAUUAAAAGUCGAAUAUAAAUGAUUGAAUUUUGAAUUAUUUAUUUAUUUUAUAAAAUGCACGUUUCUUUAAAAUUUAUAAUAUUGAAAAAAAUAUAAAAAAAAUUUCAACAAUAAGAAUUCAUAAAUUUUAUAGAAAAAUAAUAAAUAUAUUUUGAUUUCAAUUUUCUAACUUAUUGUUUUAAAAUUUAAAUUUAAAUAAUCGACAAAAAUUACUGUAUUUAUAUAAAAUUUGUAUUCAUUUGAAUGUUUAAAUACUUAAACAUUUUAACUUUAUUCUAAUAUUCAAAUUACUCAAUAUUUCAAUUAUUUUUGCAGUAAAAAAAAGAAUAAUCUAGUUCUGUUUAUUUAAACUGAUUAUAUUUAGAUAAAUCGGUUAAUUAUAAAAUUUGUGCCUAAAAAGUAUAGGAAUCAUACACUUUCCCGAUUGCUAGAGCAAUAUACAUACAUAGUUGUAAUUUAUUCUACUUAAGUAUUAUUCGAAUUGUUACAAUUAGCAAUCAGCAAUGAAUGAAAUCUCGUGCAGCGUUUUUGCGAAACAUUUGAUAAAAUUGUAUAUCUUUAUAAAAAUAUAUUAUAUCUCGUAAAAUAAUCUAUAUUUUAAAUUAAUGUCAUAAACAAUAGAAUAAUAGUAAAUUGAUAAUUUGCAACAGAGGCAUAGUAUUAAACGUUCGAUCAAACAACAACAAAAAAACUGCUCAACAUAUUAUUAAUAUUUGGAAAUUAUUUGAUUAACGUUUCAUGUUAUGUAAUUACAAACAACAAAUAAAAAAACAACUUCUUAAUUACCAAAUGCAUAUAUUUGCAAGAUAUAAAAAUAAAAUAGAAAUAGAAAUUUUAUUUAUUCGCAUGCCUCUGUUUUAUAUAGCAUAUCAAAUUCUUUUGUUUUAAUGUAGUAAAGUAAUGUAUAGCAUUAAGAAUCAACCAAAUCACAUAUUAAUAAUUAGCGAGAUAUGUAAAAAUAGUGAAUAAUUAAUUAGAUUAUUUAGAUAUUUUUGCUUUUUGUAAUGAUAUAUGUAAAACAUUUAAAAAAAAAAGAAACUAAAAUCUGAUAUUAUUAAUAAAUUAGAUAUACAUUAAAAUGAUCUCAACCUCUAAAAAUUUCUAAUAAAUUAUUUUUUCAAAUAUAUUCCAUAAAAAUUUUGAAUCCUGUGAUUAUGUUCGAUUUUAUAUAUAUAUAUUUUUAAUAAAUAUUAUUUCAUAGAGAAUAAAUUCUUAAGUAUAUUUAUAAUUAUAAUUGAAUAUUAUUAUAAUUAAUACUUAUAGUUGAUCAAAUAAUAUAAAUUUAUAUCAAUGAAAUUAUAAUUAUUUUAUUAUAAAAAAAAAAAAUACAUAAAAUUUAUCGAUAUUACAUAUUUCAUUUUAAAAAUUAAAAAUUAUCUUUUUCAAAGUAUUUGAUAUGAAAAACUAUAAUGCAAUUAAUAUUAUUUAUUUAUUCAUUUAUUUAAAUUGAAUUAAAUACAUUAUAUUUAUUAUCUUUGUAAUAUUAUUUUUGUUUUUCUGUAUAGUGCAAAAAUAAAUAAUGAUUUGAAUAGAGAAAAAUAUUUCAUUAGUUAUUAAUUGCAAAUAUAGAAUUUCUGUUCCAUAUUUACAAUAAUUUCAUAAAAAGUUAUUAACAUGAUAUACAUAUAUUCAGUAAAUACUAUUUAAUAAAACUAUUAUUCAAAUAAAUGUUAAAAAAUUAAUUUAAGAAAUAAAAUUUUUAUAUAUUAUAUAAUACAUUAUAAACUUGUAAAGAACAUUAAAAAAUUGCAGAUUCAAUUUAUAAUUAUAACAAUAUUAUAUGUGCAUUAUUCCAAUAUAAUAUUUACAAAAAUGUUCUAUUGUAUUAUAUAUAUAUUGAAUGUAUUAUAAAUAUUGAUUAAUGUGCUUCUGGUGAUUGUGAUAAAAGAACUAUAAGAACCCAAAAUUGAAGUAAUGCCUGUAAAGAAUUGAAAAAAUAUAAAACUUAAAUUUCAGUUAUAAUAAAUAUACAGUCAAUAAUUAA
Molecule: messenger RNA, 6887 nt
Organism: Apis cerana (Asiatic honeybee)
Lineage: Eukaryota; Metazoa; Arthropoda; Insecta; Hymenoptera; Apidae
Source: RefSeq, a predicted model, not a curated record